Lampris incognitus (smalleye Pacific opah) is the source of this 1330-nucleotide messenger RNA. It is a transcript of the gene nfu1, whose product is annotated as NFU1 iron-sulfur cluster scaffold homolog (S. cerevisiae). Bases 100 to 858 code for a protein of 252 amino acids. Lineage: Eukaryota; Metazoa; Chordata; Actinopteri; Lampriformes; Lampridae. The transcript is spliced from 8 exons. Gene Ontology annotation, biological process: iron-sulfur cluster assembly. Gene Ontology annotation, molecular function: iron ion binding; iron-sulfur cluster binding. The record is from RefSeq and is a predicted model, not a curated record. Gene Ontology annotation, cellular component: mitochondrion.
AAAGUUUGACCUGAGCUGACUUUCCAUACCAGGUGGUGGCGGUAAUGAGCCAUUUCGCUGUUUGCCAAACCGCCAUUGUAAACAUCAACAAGAAGAACUAUGGCGACUUACAGACGGGUCGGGAGGUUGUUGGCUGUGUCGGCCAGACUCUCAUGGCCCCGUGUUGGCCAUGGAUGUCAGAGUGCUGGAUUACACUGGGCUUCACAUAAAACUGGAGUCACAAGGAGGCUGCCACAAACACCAUUUUCUGCUGUUCCUGCAAGAUCCAUGUUCAUUCAGACCCAAGACACACCCAAUCCAAACAGCCUAAAGUUCCUGCCUGGUCGAAUCGUUCUGGAAUCGGGGACAAUGGAUUUUGCUGCUCCUCGUGAUGCAUUCUGCUCACCCCUAGCCAGACAGCUAUUUAGAAUUGAUGGGGUCAAGAGUGUCUUCCUCGGACCUGACUUCAUAACUGUAACAAAGUCUGAUGCUAACACCGAGUGGAAAGUAAUCAAGCCUGACGUAUUUGCUGCCAUUAUGGACUUCUUCACUACUGGACUUCCUGUGGUCAACGAAGACAGCACUCCUAGUGCAGAUACUGCUCCAUCAGAUGAUGACGACGAAGUGAUUGCUAUGAUUAAAGAGCUGCUGGAAACUAGAAUCAGGCCAACAGUGCAGGAGGAUGGAGGAGAUGUUGUGUAUCGGGGCUUCGAAGAAGGUGUCGUCAAAGUGAAAUUGCAGGGCUCUUGCACCAGCUGUCCCAGCUCUAUCGUCACCUUGAAGAGUGGAAUCCAAAAUAUGUUGCAGUUCUAUGUGCCCGAGGUGGAAUCAGUGGAGCAGGUGAAGGAUGAGGAGGAGGAGGAAGUUGCUCGAGCUUGAAUCCAAUGGAAAUAUGACCCAAUACACAUUCCCCACUAAAUCCACCUCUUACUCUAUCACACACUCAGAUGAGCAUCUUAGAGACCUGUCUGCAAUAUAAUAGUGGGAGGACAGCUGCCCUGUUCAUCCUAACAAGUUCUAACUGAUAAAGGUUGUAGUGGCUUUUUUAAGUACACAGACAGAAUUUCAGAGCUGAGCACAAUAGUUCUGAUGAUGAUGAUGUUAACUAACUGCUUGAGCAAUAUUCAAAAGGAUAAUUCUUUUUUUUUUAGGUUGAUUUACUUUUUAUGAAUCAGUCAGACACAACAUACCCUCAUAGCUGUGCACUGUAUUAAACCUAUUUAUGUAAAUAAAGUUUAUUUAAGUACACUGUUGACUUCUGUGCCUCAAUUUCAAUCGCAAAUCAAUAUUGCUUUGUUGUUCCCCCUUGUGGUUAUAUUAUAGUGUGCCAAUAAUCAAUAAUUGUUCUUUU